GCAUCAAUGGGGAAUUCCUGCUCCCCUAGCUGCAUCCCUGCCAUACCAGCAAGCCGACGCGGAGUCGAUGAUAUUCGCCGGUACUACAAGAUCGGCCGGAUAAUUGGAUGCGGAUCGUUUGGCCAGGUUAGAGAAUGCGUCGACCGAGAAACAGGGCAGGUUUAUGCAGUGAAGGUCAUGGAACGGCGGAUGAGCGGCAAGGAGAAGAUGACUCCUGGGCGUCCUUCGAACGAAGCCAUGAUUCGCUCAGAGGUUGACAUCCUUAAGUCAUUGAAUCACGAAAACAUAGUGGCGUUUGUGAAGUUUUUCCAGGACAAGCAUUUCUUCUAUGCCAUUCUUGAAAGAUGCGAUGGCGGCGAGCUCUUCCACCAGAUUGUUAGCCGCAGACAGUUCACGGAGGAGGAUGCUUCUUUCCUCUGCAGGCAGAUGGCCUCAGCACUUGCAUAUCUGCAUGCCCAAGGGGUUGUUCAUCGCGAUGUGAAGGCCGAGAACUUUCUUUUCAAAGGCAAAGGGAUAGACUCAACUAUCAAGCUUAUUGAUUUUGGAAUGUCUGCUCGAUUGCCAGAGUGCGGCUACCUUACGGAUCUGUGUGGCAGUCCGCACUACAUAUCGCCCGAGCUUAUUAGCAAGCGGUAUGACCAGGGGGCGGAUAUGUGGGCAUUUGGUGUAAUGAUAUACUUAAUGCUCUUCGGCAGAUAUCCAUUUGAGGGCAGCAAGGCCAGUGCGAUUGCGAGGGAGGUUCAAAACAAGCAGCUAAACUGGUCCAAGGCCGCCUGCCCAUUUUUGACAGAAGCAGCCAUUGACUUCUUGAGCCGUUUGCUGGACAGGAAUGAGAAAACGCGACUAACUGCAGCGCAAGCAUUAGCGCAUCCAUGGAUCUGCCAACCAUCCUCAGACAAGGCGCAAUCUGUGAUAGAUAAAGAUAAACUGGAGGUAGCCAGACGGCUUUCUAUUGACUGCGAUCGCCAAGGCAGUCAAACGUUCACGAGGAAAACUUUUAAGAUCGAUAAGCUGCCAAACGAUUCUGCUAGCCCAUCUCACAGGGUGUUGAUCAUAGUAGUAUUGACAGAAAGAGAAUAUGACUUGGAAUGCAUAUCCAAUGAUCUACCGAGCAGGCUAGUCACCGAGGACAAAGUGGCUUGCGAUGCCUGUGCUGCAGCCAAAGCCCUGCGGAUAUUGGGAACAUGUGGAUACCGCACAUGCGGCGGCUGUAGAACUCUGGUGGCUAAACUGGAGCUCAGCGAGAACUUUGGAACCUGGCAUUUAAAUAACGCCCGGCAAAGUCCAAGACGCUGGGGUGGAAGUGCCAGUGAAUGCAAUUGGCUCCACUACUGCUGUUUGGGGUAG
Molecule: messenger RNA, 1347 nt
Organism: Cyclospora cayetanensis
Lineage: Eukaryota; Apicomplexa; Conoidasida; Eucoccidiorida; Eimeriidae
Product: calcium/calmodulin-dependent protein kinase type I
Exons: 8
Coding region: 7-1347 (446 amino acids)
Biological process (GO): protein autophosphorylation; peptidyl-serine phosphorylation; intracellular signal transduction
Cellular component (GO): nucleus; cytoplasm
Molecular function (GO): calmodulin binding; ATP binding; calcium/calmodulin-dependent protein kinase activity
Source: RefSeq, a predicted model, not a curated record